Messenger RNA from Staurois parvus, 259 nucleotides. The record is from the annotation of a GenBank genome assembly. Lineage: Eukaryota; Metazoa; Chordata; Amphibia; Anura; Ranidae.
GCACUGCUGGGAUGCACUGAUGGGCACUGGUAAGUGGCACUGGUGGGCACAGGUGGGUGGCACUGGUGGGCACAGGUGGAACAGGGGCGGACUGACAAUUCAUGGGGCCCCCUGGCAAAAGGGGAUCAUGGGGCCCCUGUGUCCUUGCCCAAACUCAAAAAAGCAAAUGAAAAAGGUACCAGGGGCAUCUCAUGGGGCCCCCUACUGACCCCGGGCCCUCGGGCAGUGCCCGGGUUUCCGAAUGGUCAGUCUGCCCCUG